GGGUGGUCAAAAGAAGUGAAGCAUUUGGAAGACUGUAUAUAACUUCGAACAUAAGAGAUUAUAUCAGAACACAAUAACUUGGAAAGAUGCAGCCUUUCGCAGUUUUGGUAUUCGGAUUGACUUUUGGGACUAUUCUGGCAAUAGACGAUGCUUUCAAGUAUAGACAGAAUCCACCAAGUCGAAAACCAUCGCAAUGUACAGACGAGGCCCGCAAUUGUGGUAAUCUGAAUGCCGGGUCUUGUACCAGAAGGCGCAACGAGCGCUUAUGUUGCGCCACCUGUUGGCGAUAUCUGGUACAGAACAAGAAUAACCCAAGAGAUUGCCCAUAUGGUGACAGUGCAUCUAACUGCGCAAGCUUGUCGCCAAGAAGUUGUUCGUCGUCAAGGAAUAAAAGAAUAUGCUGCUCUACUUGUGCCAGAUAUCAGACUGACGAUCGGGAUUGUCCGUAUGGGGAUAGUGCAAGUAACUGUGGGACCCUGAGUCCAGGCGACUGCUACAGUGCCAACAAUAGAGAUCUGUGCUGUUCCACUUGCAAACGGUUGGAAACAGGAGAUCCAUCUUGUAAAUGGGGAGACAAUCCACGACAGAUGAUAACAGAUAACACGGGCAACCGACUCCCAUGCAGAGACUACGCCUUGCACAUGGGCUUUGAUUUCUGUCGAAUGCUGAACGCCGGUGGAAGACAGAACUGUUGUGUUACAUGUAAAGGACAUUUUUAAACUAAAUAGACUAAUAUGGUGUACUGUAAUCUAAUAAACUUGA
Owenia fusiformis is the source of this 762-nucleotide messenger RNA. The record is from the annotation of a GenBank genome assembly. Lineage: Eukaryota; Metazoa; Annelida; Polychaeta; Sabellida; Oweniidae.